CCUUAAAUAGCGUUAGAGGAAAGUGCUGCCUCCCCAUUGCAAUUCUGGGGCUCGAGUAUAUAAUUGUGAGCCAAAUAUUUUGUGCUCUCCUUCAUUCUUUCUCUCUCUGUCUGCUGAAGUGACAACAAUAAGACAUGGCCACUGCAGGAAAGGUGAUUAAGUGUUGGGCUGCUGUAGCCUGGGAGCCCAAUACCCCGCUGGUGAUAGAGGAGAUUGAAGUAGCUCCACCCCAAAAGAAUGAACUCCGUAUCAAGGUGAUAGCAACAGGUGUUUGUCACACCGACUUGUACCAUCUAUUUGAGGGCAAGCAUAAGGAGGGAUUUCCUGCUGUGCUUGGACAUGAAGGGGCUGGUGUGGUGGAAAGUGUUGGACCUGGAGUCACUGAGUUCAAACCAGGUGAUAAGGUCAUUCCCCUCUUCAUCUCUCAGUGUAGAGAUUGCAAGUUCUGUAAGAGCCCAAAGACUAACCUCUGUGAAGAAAGCUGGACUAGUGAUCGAUAUGCUCAGAUGUCGGAUACCAUCACACGCUUCACCUGCCGUGGUAAGCCUGUCCUGCAGUUCAUGGGCACCAGCACCUUCUCUGAGUACACGGUCAUGAACCAGAUUGCUGUGACGAAGAUCCAUGAUGAUGCCCCAUUGGACCGUGUUUGUCUGCUUGGCUGUGGUAUUUCCACUGGAUAUGGAGCUGCUAUCAACACUGCCAAGGUAGAGCCAGGCUCAGUGUGUGCAGUCUUCGGGCUUGGAGCUGUAGGCCUUGCUGCAGUCAUGGGCUGUAAGAAUGCUGGAGCCUCCAGGAUCAUUGCUGUGGACAUAAAUGACCAGAAGUUUGAAAAAGCAAAGGUAUUUGGUGCCACUGAAUUUGUAAACCCCAAAGCACACAAAAAGCCUGUCAGUGAGGUUCUGGCAGAAAUGACCAAUGGGGGCGUGGAUUUCUCCCUGGAGUGUGUGGGCAAUGUGGCUGUUAUGAGGAGUGCACUGGAGUCCUGUGCUAAAGGUUGGGGCGUGAGUGUACUUGUUGGCUGGACAGACGUUAGUGAUUUUUCUGCUCGACCAAUUCAGCUAAUUGCUGGAAAGACCUGGAAAGGCUCGCUUUUUGGAGGCUUUAAGAGUAAGGAUUCCAUUCCGAAGCUAGUCCUAGACUACAUGAACGGUCGUAUAAAGCUGGACGAGUUUGUAACCCAUACUAUGAAUCUUGAGCAGGUCAACGAUGCCAUUGAUCUCAUGAAGAAGGGAGAAUGCAUUCGAACCAUCCUGAACGUGUCUAAGUGAGAUGGGCACAGCUACUUAAAUACCACAACUACUUCAGACCAAAGCUAUUACUGCUUCUGCCACAUCUGCUGCUUAUACCUUAUCAUUUAAUAAGCUUGCAAGUACUAAUUCACUUUGUUUUGAAAACCAGUUAAAUGUUCUAUAACCCUGCGAUACUCAAAAGGUGUUCACUGAAAUACUCACAUUACUCAAUUAGUGUAUUUAACCUGCAUACUGUUAUAAACCACAUACUGGAAUUAGAUUAUCUAAAAGAGUCCAGAUAUUAUACAAUCAUAUAAAAAGCUAUGGGGUGGAAGUCAUUAUGUAAAACACUUGCAUCUGGUAAUAAAAAUGCAAAUGCA
Molecule: messenger RNA, 1609 nt
Organism: Hemibagrus wyckioides
Lineage: Eukaryota; Metazoa; Chordata; Actinopteri; Siluriformes; Bagridae
Product: alcohol dehydrogenase 1-like
Exons: 9
Coding region: 135-1268 (377 amino acids)
Biological process (GO): formaldehyde catabolic process
Cellular component (GO): cytosol
Molecular function (GO): zinc ion binding; S-(hydroxymethyl)glutathione dehydrogenase [NAD(P)+] activity
Source: RefSeq, a predicted model, not a curated record